This is a messenger RNA of Aspergillus alliaceus, 696 nucleotides long. RefSeq lists its product as uncharacterized. The transcript is spliced from 3 exons. NCBI's taxonomy places the organism in Eukaryota, Fungi, Ascomycota, Eurotiomycetes, Eurotiales, Aspergillaceae. The record is from RefSeq and is a predicted model, not a curated record. Bases 187 to 576 code for a protein of 129 amino acids.
CACAAACCAUUACCACAAACACUCCUUUGAGCUUCCAAAAUAACGGAACUAUAAUAUACUUUAUGAUAUCAGAUCAUUUCUAUUUCCUCAACUAUACACCCAACCCCCACCAAAAUAUAAACUAACCUCAUCCCCAGACCCAUAAACCACCAUCUUUCCACACCCCCCCCUCCCACACGUCAAAUAAUGUCUGGAGAACAUACCCACGCCAACCAACACCCCGUCACGGGAACCAGAGGCGGCGCCAGCGCCGAACCAACCCCGGCCAACAACGUCGGCGGCGGCCGAGGCUGGGGCGACACGGGAUUCUUCAAGGGCGGAACAGACGAAGGACCCGGUCAUAUCUCCGGUAAAAUCAAAACAUCAUACUCCUCUGCCAACGAAUUCUCUAGUCUACGGGAUCAGAAGAACAUGGCAGAGCAGAAUUUCAUGGGACGGACUCAUAGAGAAGCGGGGGAGAAUGAGGGGACGUGUGCGACUGAGGAUCAUAGUUUUAUGGAGCGGAAACCAGGUACACAGGAUACUUUGCCGGGGUGGGAGAAGGCGAAGGAUACCAUGAGUAAUAUAUUUGGUUGAAUGAUGAUAGGGUGUAAGUUGCAUUUGAACUAAGGGAAUUUGUCUAUUUAUUGGAGUUUGGUUGGCUUUGAAAUAUUUAGGGCAGUAUAGUGAAGUCAUAGGUGAGUUAGAUGUCAUGAG